Messenger RNA from Lineus longissimus, 2875 nucleotides. Its product is annotated as electron transfer flavoprotein-ubiquinone oxidoreductase, mitochondrial-like. Lineage: Eukaryota; Metazoa; Nemertea; Pilidiophora; Heteronemertea; Lineidae. The record is from RefSeq and is a predicted model, not a curated record. Gene Ontology annotation, cellular component: mitochondrial inner membrane. Gene Ontology annotation, biological process: electron transport chain. The coding region runs from base 7 to 1830 and encodes 607 amino acids. Gene Ontology annotation, molecular function: electron-transferring-flavoprotein dehydrogenase activity; iron-sulfur cluster binding. The transcript is spliced from 12 exons.
AUAAAAAUGGCGUUUUGUCGAUUUGGUUCGAAAAGAGCCGCGUAUGGAGGUCUGCGUGUCUUGCGCCACCUUUAUUCCACCGAGGUGAAAGCGGCACCUAAAAUCACAACUCAUCAUACAAUAGUCUCCAGGGAAACAGAUCCAAGAUGGAAAGAUGUAAAUAUGGAGCGCUUCGCCGACGAAUGUGACGUCUUGAUCGUUGGGGGCGGACCAGCCGGUCUGGCCGCAGCAUGUCGAAUCAUGCAGCUGGCCAAGUCACAGGAGAAAGAGCUUCGAGUCUGUGUCCUCGAGAAGGCAUCUGAGAUUGGAGGUCACACGUUGUCUGGUGCAGUUAUUGAGCCCACGGCCCUGCGGGAACUUUUCCCCGAUUUUGAAGAUAGGAGUUUUCCAGAGCACACUCCAGUUAAAGAAGACAGAUUUGCAUUUCUCACAGAAAAGUACAGGAUUCCAAUUCCUUUACUGCCAGGUAUGCCGAUGCAUAAUUAUGGUAAUUUCAUAGUUCGUCUUGGUCAUAUUGUACGAUGGCUAGGCGAGCAGGCAGAGGAGCUUGGGGUAGAGUUAUUCCCGGGAUUUGCUGGCAGCGAGGUCAUUUAUCACGAGGAUGGGAGUGUCAAGGGAGUCGCCACCAAUGAUGUGGGCAUUUACAAGGAUGGCUCACCUAAGGAAACAUUUGAGCGAGGGAUGGAACUUCAUGCUAAGUGUACAAUAUUCGCCGAGGGUUGCCAUGGCCACCUAUCUAAACAAGUCAUAAAAAAAUACGAUCUGAGGAAAGAUAAGGAGCCGAUGACAUACGGAAUAGGUCUGAAGGAAUUGUGGGAAGUCCAGCCGGAGAAUCACGUUCUUGGGAGGACGGAGCAUGCUGUAGGGUGGCCUCUGGAUUAUCAGACUUAUGGAGGCUCAUUCUGUUAUCAUCUCCAAGAGGGCGGUGUGCCACUUAUAUCAAUAGGUUAUGUUGUUGGCCUAGAUUAUGCCAACCCUUACGUGAGCCCAUUCAAAGCAUUCCAGCAGUUUAAGCAUCAUCCGAGUAUAGCAAAGUACCUAAAGGGAGGCAAGAGAAUCGGCUACGGUGCUAGGGCGUUGAAUGAAGGUGGAGUGCAAUCAAUUCCUGAUCUAACGUUUCCGGGUGGAUGUCUGAUUGGCUGUGCGGCUGGUUUCCUCAACGUCCCCAAGGUCAAAGGAUCUCACAAUGCCAUGAAGAGUGGUAUGAUCGCAGCGGAGGCGGUAUACGAUGCAGUGAAUGAGGGCUCGUCACAAACUGCUGGGAUUGAACCAGUGAAGUAUGAUGGCAUGCUGAAGGAGAGUUGGGUUUGGAAGGAGUUGCACCAGAUCAGGAACGUGAGGCCGUCGUUUAACACACCACUGGGUCUCUUCGGUGGGAUGUUCUACACUGGUGUCAUAAGCUACCUGCUCAGGGGGAAAGAACCGUGGACUUUCAAACAUGGAGGUGCUGAUAACACACAUCUGAAACCAGCCGCAGAAUGUAAACAAAUUGAGUAUCCAAAGCCAGAUAAUGAGAUCAGCUUCGAUCUGUUGACGUCUGUCGCCUUGACGGGGACGAACCAUGACCAUGACCAACCAGCCCAUUUGACACUAUAUGACGACUCCGUGCCAGAGGACCAUAAUUUAGCUAUCUAUGAUGGACCUGAGCAGCGCUUCUGUCCUGCUGGUGUAUAUGAAUACGUAGAAAAAGAAGACGGUAGUGGGAAGCGGUUGCAGAUCAAUGCGCAGAACUGCAUCCAUUGUAAGACGUGUGAUAUCAAGGAUCCGUCUCAAAACAUCAACUGGGUUUGUCCGCAAGGUGGAGAGGGACCAGCUUAUAAUGGGAUGUGAGGAUGGGGCAUUGGAGGUGUAAAAAAUUUUCUAGGGACUUUGAAUGAUGGCAUUGGCUACAGGCUUUCGUCUGUUUUAGACGAAAAAGUAAUGUUGAUAAUUUUGCGCCAAUCAAGCUUUGAUUUUGCUUGUGAGGUCAGUACUUAUAGUGGUAAUCUGGGUCAAGAAAUACUGGUUUCCUAUCUGUUUUGAUUAAUUGGGAGCAAAUUUCGUAAGAAUAUGAUUAACUGAUUAUUAUUCAAGUGCUCUACUUGGUUGGGCAGAAUUACUGUGUAAUUUUAAUGGAUUCUAGAAAAGGUAUUAAAAGGUUCUCAGGAAUAUAUACCACUCGUAGUCAUAGGUAUAAUCAAAGAUAAACAAAUACCAUAUUGUAUUCUCAUUAUAAUGAGGUAUCUUUGACUGAGAAAUACUCGUGGUGGCUUUUGAAAAGAUUUUCAAUUAAUAAUACCUUUCUGUUACAUAUGGGGCUCUCGUUAGUAAUCAGAUGGUUAAUUGAUGGUACAUUUGUACUUCUAAUUAAUUAAUAUGUUUAAUUAGAUAUAAAAAACAUGUCAUCUUUAAUUGGUUGGUGCAACUUUCAGAGUUUCCCGGACCUCAAUCAUGGUCAUGACAAAAAAACAUACCUGUGACUUUCUUCUCAGACAUUAAAAUAUUGGAACUGAAGCAUUUGCAGGUGGAUUUCUAAGUCUGUCACCUUGUACAUACAUAUACAUCAAGUGCUAUGUCCAUUAUCAACCUGGAGAGUCAGUUUUCCAACUUGCUGAGAACCAGGUUGGCCUUCCAACUUUCCGAGCUGGCCUGUCCAAGAAGAGGAGAAUUUUACCGAUUCUCCAGGGUGAUUAUAGAUGACUUGAUAAUAGGUGCCAACAGUAAUAGGCAGCAUAAGGCUCAAGAUGGUACCUACCCCACUCAAACUAGAUUAGAGCCGCUAUCAUUCACUAAGCAAGACUGUUAUUUAUUUAUUGUGUGAAAGUUGUGCAGCUAACCUGAAGCCACUAUGUGAUAGCAUGAUUUGUGAAUUGUCAAAUAAAUUGUAUAGAUUAAA